Molecule: messenger RNA, 3127 nt
Organism: Salmo salar (Atlantic salmon)
Lineage: Eukaryota; Metazoa; Chordata; Actinopteri; Salmoniformes; Salmonidae
Source: RefSeq, a predicted model, not a curated record
GCUAGUUCCGAGAGUGAGAGAGUCUCUCUGAAUGGCUGAACCUACAAAUGAAACAGAACUUUUAGUUUCAUGUUUCUCAAAACAAGGCUAUACCAUCUACACAAAGAAGCAAUAUUUACAGGGGCUUCAUCACUUCGUGGGAUUUUUAUUGAACAAGUAGCCAGUUUUGGAUAAUGAUGAUUUCCGUUAAGUUUUUUUCAUUAUUUGAGAUGACAGGAAUUCGGAAUCGGUGAUCAAUCAAUCGCUUGAUCGAUCAAUGACAUUGUAUAUGUCUAUAUUUAGAGCUUUUAACAAAAACACGUAGCAGUGUCUUAUCAGCGGUGAGAUAGUGUCAAUUGCAUUCUACGAGGAAAGUUGUGGUUUGUAGAAGUCGAUUAUAACGUUUUACCCUGAUAAACAUAAAGGAGGCGGGUAUGUAAGGGAGAAAGCAAGGAACGAAGAAAAGCUUUGUAGCCUAUUAACAGCAAGCCAUCCUGUGAGGAAACUGAGCGGAGGAGGAGAUGUACAUAUUCUGGCUAGCUCUCUUUCUGAUAGAGGAAGGCUUUGCAUUGGCACAGAAAACCAAAGACUCUCAGAAUGUGGGUAAGAUUUCCCAGAAUGCCCGACAGUGUGGCACCUGGAUCAGAAACAUCAACGGGGGGCAGUUCAGCUCUCCAAACUACCCUAAAAUCUACCCUCCCAACAAAGAGUGCCUCUACAUACUGGAAGCCCUGCCCCGUCAAAGGAUCGAGCUUCUGUUUGAUGACAUCUUUUACAUUGAGCCGUCCUUUGAGUGUCGUUUUGACCACAUCGAGGUGAGAGAUGGUCCGUUCAGUUUCUCUCCUCUGAUCAACCGCUUCUGUGGCUCCUCCAGCCCAGGCCUGGUGCUCUCCAGCGGACGAUUCAUCUGGAUCCGCUUCUCCAGUGAUGAAGAGCUGGAGGGACUGGGCUUCAGGGUCCAGUACACCUUUACCGCAGACCCAGAGUUUCACCUCCACGUGGGAGGAAUAUUAAAUCCUAUUCCAGACUGUCAGUUUGAGCUAAGUGGAGCUGAUGGUAUGAUCCGGUCCGGUCAGGUGGAGGAGGAGGACAAAGUCAAACCUGACCAGGCGGUCGACUGUAUCUGGACCAUACGAGCUCCGCCCAACUUCAAGAUCUACCUGCGGUUUCUGGAGUAUCAGCUGGAGAAUUCGAAUGAGUGUAAGAAGAACUUUGUGGCCGUGUACGAUGGCAGCAGUGCCAUAGAGGACCUCAAGGCCAAGUUCUGCAGUACCGUUGCCACUGACGUAAUGCUUGACAACGGGGUGGGCGUGGUCAGGAUGUGGGCGGACGAAGGCAGCAGACUCAGCCGCUUUCGCAUGCUCUUCACGUCUUUCGCAGACCCCCCAUGUUCAGGCGACAUGUUCUUCUGCCACAGUAGCAUGUGCAUCAACAACUCUCUGGUGUGUAACGGGGUGCAGAACUGUGUCUUUCCCUGGGACGAGAGCAACUGUAAAGAGAAGAAGCCUAAAGGUAUAUUCCAUCACAUUACUAAGACCCAUGGGACAAUUAUAGGUGUGUCUACAGGACUCGUCCUCCUCCUCCUCAUCAUCUCCAUACUGGUGCAGGUCAAACAGCCACGCAAGAAGGUGGUGGCGCGGAAGAGUGCCCUUUUCAAUCGAGCUGACUUCAAGGAAGUGUUUGAACCUCCGCACUACGAACUCUUCUCACUCAGAGAGAAGGAGUUGUCUACGGACAUAGACCUACCAGAAGAACUCCAGUCUCUCAACGCUCUGAGACGUUCCUCCACCACUUCCCGCUGCAUCCAUGAGCACCACUGUGGCUCCCAGGCCUCCGCCAACCCCAGCCGACGUGCUUCCUCUGUGGGCAUAGGAUCCAUGGAGCUGCCCCCCUUCCGGUGCGAGUUCACCCAGGGUCAGCCAGGCUCCCUACCCUCUCUGAGAGGCGUCAACAGCAGCCUGAGGAAGAAGAGCUGGCCUAGUAUGAAACAGGUAGGACUGGUGGGAGGCGAGGGCCUGGUGGACCGGGUAAGGGGGAGGGAGGAUAGGGUGAUGGAAGAGGAGGAAGAAGAGGAGGUGGAAGGAGGGAGGUGUGAUGUGUAUGUACGCAGAGGGAUGAGCAUGAGAUCAAUCUGUGAGAUGUCUCAGCAGAGAUCGAUGUCCAUGGACUUCUGAGAGAGAAUGAGGAGAGGAGGAAGGGGACAGAAAGGAGGAUGUGGUGGAGGAAGGACAAACAAUCAGUAUCCCUUGACACAUUUACUAUGAAGGAAAAUAGAUUGGACCCCAACUCCUAACCUAGACACUCUCUCUGGUAUCUCUGAAACUUCGACUAUCCUGCUGCACUGGAUCUGUGAGUUAAAGGCAUCAUCCGUAACUUCGAUCACCGUUAAAAAGUGCACCCUGACACUUUUUUGAAGGUGACAAUCUGGUAUGCAAACCACAAGUAUGACAACCAAAAAAGAAGAGGAACAGGAACUCACUGAUGUUUUUUUUAAGUUAAUUAUGUUUGUAUUUCAUGUUUUUGUGACAGGGAAAAGAUAAUUUAUGGAGUGUGUCCUUAAAGUGGGCCUUCUUUAACAAAUACUGUUCCAAGGCCGGAGACAGGCCAUAUAGUGUAUAUUUCAAAUUUAUUUCAUGACAUACCUCACUGUGUAUUUUCCCCAAAAGGUUUUUUCCCUAAAGGUUUUUUCUCUCCAUUUGUUGAUUUUGAAUUCAUAGAUUUAGAGAGGAUAGUUGAUUGAGAAUUGUGUUACGGUUAGCACUGGAUGAUAAUGAUGAAGGAUGCCUUGUAUCAUUGUGUUUUUGUUUCGAUUGAUUUUGUUUUGUUUUGUAAUCGAAUAUAUUAAAGAAUGUAGCUCUUGGUGACUGGGGUGAGUUGAGCUGUGUGAUGGUGAGUGAACCAUGUGGCUGUGGUAGAUGAGGAUCAGAGUGAGUUGGCCGGGGUUUCGGUUGAACACUCUCCAACACCCACCCCUCUCUCUGCUGAGACAGCAUGGUUUUAUGAGGCUUCCUGUAAUGGUCUGUCACACCACUACGCAGGCAAGAAAACCCCUCUUGAAACCCUGACUAAUACAACCAAGCAAUAUACAGUCAAUAAACAACCAAAUGUACAAACAAUAUACAUACUGUAUACAGUGAGCUCCAAAAGU